AAUAAUUUCUAACUUUAGUUCAGCCUACUGAAUAUCUAUCAAGUGAAAGUUAUCUUUCAUCUAUAACUCCAAUUUCCCCCACUUUUCCCCCACUGGAGGGGACGGAAGAGGAAAUGACGAUCGGUUAACAUGGCGGCCUCCAUGUCCAAUGUGGCGGGAAAGUCAUUGCUGAAAAUGUUUCACGUUAUUAUUAUCUUGUCAACAUGGUUUAUGCCUUCAUUAACUGCAAAACUUAACGCGCCCAAAGUUCUGUUACCUUACUACAGUUCUUUCAUCGCGAAUUUUACUUUACGGGUAGAAUUUGCACCAGAGGAGACUUCGGUUGCCAACUGUUACCGAUGGCGAUCAACAAGACCAGAGGUGGCUCAAGUCAGUCUUAUAAAUUCUACAGAUGGGGAAUGUGCAGCUAUUGCCAGGGUGUCUGCCAUCUCCAAAACUCCCCAUCAAAUGACCACAGCUAUUGUUGCUGAAAAUAAAGUGACAAAAGAGGCAUUGCGGUGCAAUGUAAUUGUUGGAGAAAUUGUUCGGCUGGAAAUUGAAACCACCACUCGCCUUCUGUAUCUGGAGGAUUCUCCUGAGGAGCUGAUAGUUCGUGGUUUUGACGGUGAAGGCAAUAUUUUUUCUAGUCUGGAGGGUCUCCCUUUUGAGUGGAGCCUGGUGUCUGAUAAUGAUAUUGGUGGCAAUGUUGAUGCUCACAACAUCCUAAGGAUCAAACGUUUUUCUGAGUCACACUACACAACUCCAUCCCAUAUAGUUCCUCUUGAAGAGCAGGGCCUGCAAGGGGACACAAUAUUGGUGGAAGGCAUACGCACAGGAAGUGCUAGAUGCUCAGCUCGUUUGAAAGAUGUGGCUUACAAGGGAGUAACACCUAGUGAGGUGCGCAUUGUGGUUGUUGCAAACCUGAUGCUAUCUCCUCCAGAUGCCUAUGUCCUCAAGCAUGCUCAUGUCAAGUACACAGUAGAAUUAUUACGACACAAUUCACUCAGAGAAAUUUCCAUGCCAUCACCUCAGUACUACCUGGAAGUUAAGGAUAGGAGCAUUUGUUCUUUAGACGCUGAAAAAUCUGUGGCAACAGCCCUUGAAAUGGGAUCUACUGAGAUCGUCUCUCAAAGAUAA
Molecule: messenger RNA, 1116 nt
Organism: Pomacea canaliculata
Lineage: Eukaryota; Metazoa; Mollusca; Gastropoda; Architaenioglossa; Ampullariidae
Product: nuclear pore membrane glycoprotein 210-like
Exons: 7
Coding region: 130-1116 (328 amino acids)
Cellular component (GO): nuclear pore
Source: RefSeq, a predicted model, not a curated record